Messenger RNA from Oryza brachyantha (malo sina), 2922 nucleotides. RefSeq names its product conserved oligomeric Golgi complex subunit 7. Gene Ontology annotation, cellular component: COG complex. Bases 183 to 2657 code for a protein of 824 amino acids. The transcript is spliced from 10 exons. Gene Ontology annotation, biological process: retrograde vesicle-mediated transport, Golgi to endoplasmic reticulum; Golgi organization; intracellular protein transport. Lineage: Eukaryota; Viridiplantae; Streptophyta; Magnoliopsida; Poales; Poaceae. The record is from RefSeq and is a predicted model, not a curated record.
CCCGUAGACUCCACCGAAGGUGAUCCGAUGGUGGUGGUCGUUAGCGACGAGUAGCCGCGCCGCGGAGACGGAAGACUCUAGCGAACUCCAAGGCACUCCUCGUCUCGCUCGCGCAAGUGCACCGACGAGCCGCAGCGGCGGCGGAGGAGGAGGGACGGCGAGGUGGGCGCUUCGGUGCGGAAAUGGUGGUGGUGGACGCGUCGGAGUUCGGGGCGGAGGGGUUCGACCCGAAGCGGUGGAUCAACGCGGCGCUGGACGCACGGCACCCGUCGGAGCCGCUCGACCGCUUCCUCGCCGACGCCGAGGAGCGCCUCCGGUCCGCGGCCGAUGACGCCGCCGCCGCGCUCGAGCGGGACAGCGCCGACGCGCUCCGCCGAGUACCCCUCGCCUGCCGCGACGCGCUCCGCCUCCGCGACGACGCCGUCUCGCUCCGGUCCCAUCUCGCCUCCGUCCUCCAGUCGCUCUCCCAGGCUGAGGGCUCAUCUGCUGAGUCAAUAACUGCACUAGCACGAAUUGAUACUGUGAAACAGCGCAUGGAAGCGGCAUAUGCAACAUUACAGGAUGCAGCUGGACUAGCUCAGUUGAGCCAGAGUGUUGAGGAUGUAUUUUCUAGUGGUGAUCUUCCAAAAGCUGCAGAAACCCUGGCAACCAUGAGACAUUGUUUGUCUGCAGUUGGUGAGGUUGCAGAGUUCGCUAAUGUGAGAAAACAGCUUGAAGUAUUAGAAGAACGGCUAGAUGACAUGGUUCAACCUCGUUUAGUGGAUGCACUUUCUAACCGCAAGGUCGAUGCUGUGCAAGAUCUUCGCGGUAUAUUGAUACGUAUUGGCAGAUUCAAGUCACUGGAGGUGCAAUAUACUAAGAUCCAUGCCAAGCCUCUAAAGAAACUCUGGGAGGAUUUUGAUCUAAAACAAAGAGCUAAUCGGGUAGAGAUGGAGAAGUAUGGUGGAGAAAGCAUAAGUGGUGUCUCAUUCGCCAGCUGGCUUCCAAACUUCUAUGAUGAGACAUUACUUUACCUUGAGCAAGAAUGGAAGUGGUGUCUGACUGCUUUCCCUGAAGAAUACAAAUCACUAGUUCCCAAAGUACUCGUUGAGACCAUGGGUGAAUUGAAUUCAAGCUUCAUCUCUCGUGUCAACCUAGCAACUGGAGAUGUUGUUCCUGAAACUAGAUCAGUUGCCAAAGGUGUACUGGAUGUUCUCUCAGGCGACUUGCCAAAAAGCACCAAGUUGCAGAAUAAGCAUCUUGGUGCACUGAUCGAUCUGCACAACAUGACAGGCACUUUUGCUAGGAACAUCCAGCAUUUAUUUUCAGAGUCAGAUCUUUCAGUUUUGCUGAAUACAUUGAAAGCUAUUUAUUCCCCAUAUGAGACUUUUAAAGCAAGGUAUGGGCAAAUGGAGCGUGCUUUACUUUCUGCUGAGAUGGCAAGUAUAGACAUCCGUGGGGCCAUCGCUCGUGGUGUGGGUGCACAGGGUAUAGAGUUGAGUGAAACUGUCCGUAGAAUGGAGGAAUCCAUCCCACAAAUGAUAGUGCUUCUUGAAGCAGCUGUUGAGAGAUGCAUUAGUCUUACUGGUGGCUCAGAGGCAGAUGAACUGGUAUUGGCUCUUGAUGACAUCAUGCUGCAGUACAUAUCAAACCUACAAGAAACUUUAAAAUCCCUGAGGACUGUAUGUGGGGUGGAUAAUACUACACAUAGUGAUGCCUCUAAAAGGGAAAUUGGACUAGAGAAAAAAGAAGCACAACGAUUGGUCGAUGUUUCUGAAGAGGAAGAAUGGUCUAUUGUCCAGGGUGCUUUGCAGAUUCUUACAGUUGCUGAUUGCCUAACUAACCGAACCUCAGUUUUUGAAGCUUCUUUAAGAGCUACUCUUGCAAGGAUUGGAACCAACUUUACUAUUUCUGGUUUUGGUUCUAGCCUAGAUAAAUCAACUUCAGCAACUGGUGAUGAGAAUGCAGAAGUGCCUAUGACAGGGAGGGCAGCACUUGAUAUUGCAUCUAUUCGCCUCACUGAUCUACCAGACAAGUCUAAGAAGCUCUUCACUGUACUAGAACAGUCAAAAGAUCCAAGGUUCCAUGCUCUACCUUUCACAUCACAAAGAGUUGCGGCCUUCUCAGACACAGUAAAUGAACUCGUUUAUGAUGUGCUCAUAUCUAAAGUCCGGCAGCGUCUCAAUGAGGUUGCUCGCCUCCCAAUCUGGUCAUCGGUGGAGGAACAGGGUGGCCUUCCUCUCCCAAGCUUCAGUGCCUACCCACAGGCAUAUGUAACCAGUGUCGGGGAGUAUCUCCUCACUUUACCACAGCAAUUGGAGCCACUUGCAGAAGGUAUCUCAGGCAGUGAGGCUGGCAACGAAGAAGCUCAAUUCUUUGCUACUGAAUGGAUAUUUAAGGUCGCGGAGGGCGCCACCGCGCUGUUCACGGAGCAGCUGCGAGGGAUCCACUACAUCACCGACCGAGGCGCGCAGCAGCUGGCGGCGGACAUCGAGUACCUGAGCAACGUCCUCUCCGCGCUCUCCAUGCCGAUCCCUCCCUUCCUCGCCACCUUCCACACCUGCAUCUCCACCCCGAGAGACCAGGUCCGCGAGCUGAUCAAGUCGGACGGCGGGAGCCAGCUCGACCUCCCCACCGCUCAUCUGGUCUGCAAGAUCCGCCGCAUCUCGUCAGAUUAGCGAAAGCAGCAUGGUUUUGGUUAGUAGCAUCGCGUGCAUUCCUCCACCGUUUCCCCACCAGAUCCUGAGCAAAUUGGUCCUGCGACGAGUGAUUGAUAUGUGCCUUGCCUGUAAUUCUUUACCAUUCUGAAUCUUUGCGACAGUUUUGUCUCUGUAAUCAUGUUAAUCACAGAUAGAGAGAAUAAUAGAUGAACCGUGUAAAAUGCGACAUGUAAAUUCUUCAGUCGGCAGGUCUUGCAAGGGAAAUGAAAAGACUAAACGAGCU